Arabidopsis thaliana (thale cress) is the source of this 1864-nucleotide messenger RNA. It is a transcript of the gene HLS1, whose product is annotated as Acyl-CoA N-acyltransferases (NAT) superfamily protein. The coding region runs from base 339 to 1550 and encodes 403 amino acids. Lineage: Eukaryota; Viridiplantae; Streptophyta; Magnoliopsida; Brassicales; Brassicaceae. Gene Ontology annotation, molecular function: acyltransferase activity, transferring groups other than amino-acyl groups. The record is from RefSeq and is marked reviewed. The transcript is spliced from 3 exons.
UCAUGAACUACUCGCCUUCUCCAACUUUUAAAACUCAUCAUAAAUAGUAAAAAAGUAGCCGGAAAAAUAAAAUAAAAAGUCUAUUUCUCUUUCCUUUAAAAUCCAAAUCCUAUAAACUCAUAGCUUUCUCUGUUCUUUACUUAUACCUCACGUUAUACAUAUAUAUAGAGUUUCUAUAAAUGCUUCUCUUUCCUCUCGAACAAAUCUUCCUCACUUCUCUCAUUUCCACACUCACCUUCCUCUCUAUAUAUUAAACCCUAUCUACUUAACUCUUCUUCUAACUCUAAUCUCUCUCUCUAUUUACUCUGCUUCUGUUCUCACUCUGAAAGAACCAAAACAUGACGGUGGUUAGAGAGUACGACCCGACCCGAGACUUAGUCGGCGUGGAGGACGUGGAACGACGGUGUGAAGUCGGACCAAGCGGCAAGCUUUCUCUUUUCACCGACCUUUUGGGUGACCCGAUUUGUAGAAUCCGACAUUCACCUUCCUAUCUCAUGCUGGUGGCUGAGAUGGGUACGGAGAAGAAGGAGAUAGUGGGCAUGAUUAGAGGAUGUAUCAAAACCGUUACAUGUGGCCAAAAACUCGAUUUAAAUCACAAAUCUCAAAACGAUGUCGUUAAGCCUCUUUACACUAAACUCGCUUACGUCUUGGGCCUUCGCGUCUCUCCUUUUCACAGGAGACAAGGGAUUGGGUUUAAGCUCGUGAAGAUGAUGGAGGAAUGGUUUAGACAAAACGGAGCUGAGUAUUCGUAUAUUGCAACUGAGAACGAUAAUCAAGCUUCUGUGAAUUUGUUCACCGGGAAAUGUGGUUAUUCGGAGUUUCGUACACCGUCGAUUUUGGUUAACCCGGUUUACGCUCAUCGAGUUAAUGUUUCGCGGCGAGUCACGGUUAUCAAGUUAGAGCCGGUUGAUGCUGAGACGUUGUACCGAAUCCGGUUUAGCACAACAGAGUUUUUCCCGCGGGAUAUUGAUUCGGUACUUAAUAACAAACUCUCGCUUGGGACUUUCGUCGCGGUGCCACGUGGAAGCUGUUAUGGAUCCGGGUCUGGAUCAUGGCCCGGUUCGGCUAAAUUCCUCGAAUAUCCACCCGAGUCAUGGGCCGUAUUAAGCGUGUGGAAUUGUAAAGACUCGUUUCUGUUAGAAGUACGUGGAGCGUCGAGAUUGAGACGUGUGGUGGCUAAAACGACGCGAGUAGUUGAUAAAACGUUGCCGUUUCUGAAACUACCUUCGAUACCGUCCGUUUUCGAACCUUUUGGACUUCAUUUUAUGUAUGGAAUCGGAGGAGAAGGUCCACGCGCGGUGAAGAUGGUGAAAUCCUUGUGUGCUCACGCGCAUAACUUGGCUAAGGCAGGUGGUUGUGGUGUCGUGGCGGCGGAAGUUGCCGGAGAAGACCCGUUGCGGCGAGGAAUACCACAUUGGAAAGUGCUAUCGUGUGACGAGGAUCUUUGGUGUAUAAAGCGGCUUGGAGAUGACUAUAGUGAUGGUGUUGUUGGUGAUUGGACUAAAUCGCCACCUGGCGUUUCCAUUUUUGUAGACCCUAGAGAAUUUUAAAACUUUUUUUUUAACUCUAUAAUAUAUAUUCUCUAUUAACCACUUGAUGUUAAAUUAGGGGUUUUCUUCUAAGUUUAUAGAUUUUCUUGUUUUAGAAUUAAUCUUUUUUUUUAGGUAACUUUUUUUGCUUUUUGUUUUGUUUUGUUUUGUUUUUGUGGGUGUUAUAAAUUAGUGGUAAGAGGUAAUAUCUCCUACUUUUGGGUUUGUGUCUUCUUGUCUUGUAAAUGGAUCUAGCUUUUUAAGAUACUUUUUCUUUGUGGCCAAACCAAAACGCCGACCUGAUUAUUAUUUCCAAGUAGAUAAAAUUUCAUGAA